Phascolarctos cinereus (koala) is the source of this 5133-nucleotide messenger RNA. RefSeq names its product scaffold protein involved in DNA repair (gene SPIDR). NCBI's taxonomy places the organism in Eukaryota, Metazoa, Chordata, Mammalia, Diprotodontia, Phascolarctidae. Gene Ontology annotation, cellular component: nucleoplasm; nuclear chromosome. The record is from RefSeq and is a predicted model, not a curated record. Gene Ontology annotation, biological process: regulation of establishment of protein localization to chromosome; double-strand break repair via homologous recombination.
UGGCUGGGCUGGUUCGUGCUCCGCCUUCUCCUUCUUGGUCUUCCGGGGAGUUCAUCUCAAACUCUCUUUUCCCCUCCUUCCGUAUCAGCCCUCCCCCCAUUCCCAACCCCGGCGUGACGGAGGCGCUCGGAGAGAUGCCCCGUGGCGGUAGCAGCAGCCGCCUCUGCCGCAGCGGCCGGAAGCGAAGAAAGACGUGGGAUACAGAAUGCACACUCUUUCCAGGAGAGAGUGUAUCUAGCUUCGGAAAAGAAGAUGCAAAUACAUCCCUCUCCAAAGCAUGGCUUAAGUGUGGUGAUGGCUUUCAAAGUGACUCUGUGCCGCCGAUUAUAGAAUUGUCCACUGAGAUGGCUGUUAUGAAGAAGCACCUUGAAUCCUCCCUCAAGCCUAAGGAAGUAGCUUUUCCAUCUGAAGCUUCAAAGGGACCUUCUGACAUAAUAUGGAGCUCUAGUGGGAGUGAUCUCUCAGAAGAAGAUAAAGAGAUGCCAUGUCAAUCUCAGAAAUAUAAAAGAUGUUCUCCCAACAUAGAUGACAGCAGCAGUGAAGGUGAGCCUCAAUUCAUUGACUGGGAGAAUGAUAGUAAUAGUGAAGAAGGUGGUGAUAAUGAAUGUCCUGAAUUUGGAGAAAAUGAGAGUGCUGUGGAAAUAUCAGACUGUAUUUCCUGUGCAAGCAGCAGUCCUCGGACUAGUGAGGAGAGAGAACACGACUUUUCUCAAAUAAGUUCCACUGAAAUUUUGGAAUAUUCCUCAGAUGUUGAAAAACAAGAAGAUGUAAAGAAUGUGUUACCCACCAAUUUAGGAGCUGCUCACAAAUACCACUUGAAUUUUGGAUUAGAUUUAGAACAAGACAAAGGAAGACCUGCAAGUGACUGGAUAAAAUCUGCACAGGUCCUUUUACAUACCCCUAAGAAAGAAACAGAUAAGACUCCUAGGACUCCAGAAGAUUCUGCAAAAAAAAAGAAAAAGAAACUAUUAAGGGGGGGACUAGCAGAAAGGUUAAAUCGAUUACAGAACAGAGAGCGGUCUGCCAUAACUUUUUGGAGGCAUCAGAGUUCAUCUUCUAACAAAACGCUUCCAGGCAAAAAAUCUGGAGUGUUGAUUGUAAAGAUUAUAGAGAUGCAUGAAGAAUGCACAAUGCAGAUUGCCAUCUGUGAGUUGUUAGAGAUGUCUCCUGCUGACAGCCCUUCUAAAGAUGCUAUCCUGGACCCUGGAACCCAACUCAAGGUCCUGUUCACGAAGGAAACUGCAGUUCACCUAAAGGGAGGUCCACAGGAUAUCAUCCAUAUCUACCCUCCCUGGCAUAAGCUGCUUCUUCAUGAUAAAAGUAUUCCUAUUAUUAUGAACACAUACUUUUGCCAGAAAGUUGUCAUCAAAGAAGAUUCAGACAAACUCGAUAAAAUGCACUGUCUGGGGGUGUUGCCUACAAGAAGAAAAAUCAUUUCCUUGGCUCAGAUGUUUAGAUUUAAAAGCCAAAUACAUGAUAUUGCUCAGGAAUCAGAAGGACAUCAGAUAAUGUGCACUAAUGUUACUACUACCAAGACAGGGAGACCUCAUGACUUCCAAGAAACAAAACAGGACAUUCCAGCGCAGCUCUCCAUAAGGGACUCCCUCUUGGAUGUGGUCGAAAGCCAGGGAACAGCCAGAUGGAAAGGAGUGCAGGUCCAGGUGGUAGUGCAAAGAGUAUAUUACCUUCCUAUACGGGAUGUCUCCAGAUAUCAACAAGGAAACAACUCUGCUCAGUUGGCUGCCACAUUGGGAAAUGCAGACCUUCACAGUGCUCGAUGCUGCCUUCUUGUCCAGGAUGCUUAUGGGAUAUUCAGUGAAGUACAUUUGGAAUCCCUCUGUUCUCCUCCAGAAGAUAUCUCUCAGCACAACAGACAGUGGGAAGGAAAAUUCUGCAGCCUGGGAGGAAUGAAGAUUUUACAGAGGACCACCAGAGGAAGGGCAGUGGGACUUUUUAGUCUGAUUGAUAGCUUGUGGCCUCCAUUGAUGCCUUUGAAAAUUCCUGGCCAAAGUCAAGACUGUGCAGAGAUGAAAGCUGAUCAGAAGCCUCCCAGUUUCUGUUACAUACUCACUGCUUGUCCAGAGCCAGGAGAAGUUGGUAUAAAAGUAGAAAACACAAUUUCUAAUAUCUACCGGCCCCCAUCCAUACAUUCCUUAAAAGACAUUGUUAAGACAGGUGGUCUUGGGGGUCAUCGGUGCAGUUUCCAGGCCCAAGUGAUAUAUCAAAGGCUUCAGUUAAAAAGUAAUCUUCCUGUGGACCAAAGAGAAAUUUGGCUGACAGUGACCGAUGCCACACUGCAGUUAGAAAAUGCUGGCCUCCCAAAGACUGUGCCAGUGUGUGUGACAUCGUCAUGCGUAAUCACCCCUGAAGUCAUGGAAGCCCUCACAGAUGCAACAUCACAUUCCAUCUUCUUCAAGGAUGUCCUACAAGAAAAUGGUAGACUUAUUUGUAUCGAACGAACUGUCCUCAUGCUUCAAAAGCCCUUUUUGUAUGUGGCUGCUAGUGCUGACACCUCUGAACUGACUAGCCCAGUGAUACUAGAUGAAUUGGAUUCUACCACUCAAGUGAACUGCAUUUGUAGUGUACAAGGCAUUGUGGUUGGCGUGAACGAGAACACUGCUUUUUCCUGGCCUGUAUGUAACAGAUGUGGCAAUGGGAAACUGGAGCAGGACCUCUCAGAAAACAGAGGAUCCUUUCACUGUGGCCGAUGCACCCUCACUGUCACAUCUCCCCUUCUCAAAAUGCACCUAGAAGUGGUUUUGGCCUGCCCCUCUAGACCACAGGGUAAUAUGAAAGUAAAGCUGUUGCAAAGGAGUAUUUCUUCACUCCUGAUGUUUUCCUCCAGUGAGGAUGGGACUUAUGAAGUGAAGAGUGUGCUGGGAAAGAAGGUGGGGCCGUUAAAUUGUUUUGUCCAGACCUUAACCAACCACCCCACAAGCUGCAUGGGAUUGGAGGAAAUUGAACUUCUACCAGCAGGAAGAAACUAAGAUGAAGACUGCCUGUUGCCAUAGUGUCAAUGAACUUUGCAAUGUUGUUACAAAGUUGUUUUGUAGUUACUUGUUAACUAAAGACUAAGAGGAUUUAUAUUCAUUACAAACAGGAUCUUGAAAUGCCACUUAUUUUCAAUUUCUCUGGGAACACAUUCGGAAAAUGAGUCAUUAAUUAUCAAAAUACACUUUUUUCUAUACAAUCAUUAAUUGUAUCAUCAUCAUUUACAGUUGUAGCAAAAUAUAUCAAUGGAGUUUAAAUAUUGCACUAAAAGCUGAAGACUUCUAAAUGGAUUUUGAUGUUUUAAACUUGGAAAGAAAAUUAAAAUUUUUAAAUGUCAUAGUUGGAACAACCUUUUACUGGCAUUCUAAGGCUUCCCCCCCCCCCGCAGUGCUUGAUUUAACACUAUCUCCUGUAGGAACAUACACUUCUACAAUAAAUAUCCAAAGUUCAGUAACUUUGUUAUUUUUAGAAAACAUACUGAGAAACUGUAGCAAAGGUGAAGUUGUUUCCCAUAAAAUGUAGAUAGUUAACCAGUAUGCUAUCAUAGAUCUACUGUAUUAUAAUAGAAGUGUUAGAUAAGUUUUACAGCCUAAUCAUACUGUGAAAUAUGGACCCAGAACAAAGAUUAGGUAGAUUUAAAUACCUCUGUGAGAUUCUAAAUCUCCCCAACUACUGAAAAUUCCUUUUACCUAAAUCGAAGAUAGGAAUAUGGUUAUCUCACUCUUCCUUUGUUGGCAGUGAUUUAAAUUGAAUGUGGGGCCAGGAACUAAUGCUUUGCACCCUAAAAAGAUUUUUUGUAUUGCUUGCUUUCCAACAAUGUGACCAGAAACAUCACGCUGCCAAUUUUAGAGUAUUUACCUAUUUUACCUUAGGAAAAGUCAAUGCAACAGCUAGGCCCAAAGUGUCCUUUUUAGGUUUGAAUGUAUUAGGCUAAGAAAAGAUAGAAUUAUUGUCUCCUCCCACUCACUCCCCUUUUUACCUUCUGCCUUCUUUAAAGAAACUGGUUGGCUUUUUUUCAUCCUUUUUAAAUUUCACCCAGGCCUUAAAGAUCCCUAAAUGUAGUCGGGUUUUCUGCUAGAACAAACUAGACACUAGAACAUACUUUUAAUCACCUGAAGGUGAUUACUACAUACUUUAUACUUUUAAGUUAAUUUGCAGUUUUUUUUUCAGAAAACCUGAGGCAAUGUAAACAAAGAUGGGCAGAUGAAAUCUACCAAUAAUUAAAAAUUAUUUUAGCCAAUAACCUUCCUACCUGCAUUGGAACAGCUAACUAAUUGUAAGGUCACCUAAUUUGAUUCUCACCUCCCUUCUAAGCCCUUCCCUGAUCGAUUUUUUUAAUUAAAAUACUAAAACUGUGUUUUGUGGCCAGAAACCCUCUCCCCACCUCCCACAGACACACCCAGAAGUUUAGGGGAGAUGAGCUUGGUUUAUCUAAAAAAGGAGUUAGUCACUUACUCUGAAUAGGUUAAGUAACUUCUGGGGAAAAAAAUUAUCGUCACAGAAUUGAGCUAGUUCACGAUUAGAUCGCCACCCUGCAAAAUAUUUUUCCCGGUAUGUUAAAAACAAAUAUUCCAGGGUACAUUUGAAUAUAAAUUUAUAGUGACACAUGGCUUAAUUUCGGUAUGUAAAGGUUUUCCAAUACUCUUAAAAGUAUCGAUGGGUAUAGACUUGGGGGGUUUGAAAUACCAAUUAUGGAUUCCCCUUCUUGCUAAUAAACUAAUUUCAACCGCCAGGGCAAGGAAGUUUGAGCUGCUGAGCCUUCCUGGUGUUGACUCACUCGUACAAGCCACAGGGGAAUGAACUUUUACACCACGGAGUCACGUGAGCUACCUGCAUGUUGGUGCAAGCAAGUUUCUCAGUAGUAUGUCCCAGCCUCUCCCUACUGCUGCCAAAGGUGUGGGUCCACCUGUGGCCUUUCCCUACGAACCUUUUCUUCCAAGGUCAUUGUGAAUACAAGAAGCAGGAAUGAUUUAAAAUGCUUUUUUUUAUUCUUAGAAAUACUGUAAAAAUUAAUAUAAAAAGUUGAGCAUGCUCAGGCUUUUCCUCUUAUCUACAAUACAAAGGUUGGGGGGGGGGUUUAAUCUUUUUUUUUUUACAAAUGUACCAUAGCUGCAUCAACAGAAGUAAGAUGUAGAAAAAAAA